Myxocyprinus asiaticus (Chinese sucker) is the source of this 10591-nucleotide messenger RNA. RefSeq names its product ras and Rab interactor 2-like. The record is from RefSeq and is a predicted model, not a curated record. The transcript is spliced from 12 exons. Gene Ontology annotation, biological process: signal transduction; vesicle-mediated transport. Gene Ontology annotation, molecular function: small GTPase binding; guanyl-nucleotide exchange factor activity. Bases 6181 to 9033 code for a protein of 950 amino acids. Gene Ontology annotation, cellular component: cytosol; endocytic vesicle. Lineage: Eukaryota; Metazoa; Chordata; Actinopteri; Cypriniformes; Catostomidae.
AAUUUUACCUUCAGCAUUCAUUAAAGGGAUAGUUCACCCAAAAAUUUAAAUUCUGUCAUAAUGUUACUCAACCUUCAUGUAGUUUCUAACCCGAAUUACUUUCUUCUGUGGAACAUAAACUGUGAAUUUCUGAAGAAUAUCCUGCAUGCUUUUUUCAGUAUAAAACAGUGAAUGGAGACUUUCAAGCAAAAACAAGUUCAAAAUUGAGUCUAGACAUCAGGUUUGAUGUCAUUGACAUUGGUUCUUGCUUGUCUCCCGAUCAAACAUAAUUGAAGUCAAACCUGAUAUAAGGAGUCUACCAUAUUUGAUUUAAAAGCUUUAACAGAGGGCACGAUUUUCAGUGAUUUUGGUUUAUUUAUCAUUCAAAGGUAUUGACUGGCUUUAUAGUAGUAUAGACCAGUGUUUCCCAACCUAUUUUCCGCCACGGCACACUUUUUACGACUAACAAAUUCUACGGCACACCACUAUCACACAUAGGCUAACCAUCGUCAAUAUUUUUCCUUUUCAAGAACUUGUCCAUGUUUUCUGUCCAUCUUAGUAGCGUGAUGUCACAUAGGUAGGCUACGCUGUGUGAGGUCACAGGUGGCAAGAGUGCUAAAUGGUUAAUGAAAAAACAUCAAAUUUGCUUCUUUUCUAAUUUGUAGAUUUGUUCUUGCAAUGUCACAACUAAUUACAGGGAUGCAAACUCAUGAGGGGCAAAAAAUGCCCCAAACACUGGUCCACGAAAAAUUUUUCUGUGGAUAUUUUGUUUUUAAAGAAUAAGCUAAAAGCACCAAUUCCAGCUGUUUUAGUGAUUCAUGUUUAUUCAAGUUUACAAUUGUGCAGAAUUAGCUGCAAAAUAAAGAGUAUUUUGGUGAGGCUUGCUUCUGUUUCACAAAUUUGUUCAAUUUAUUAACUGAUUAGUUCACUGACCCCUUCUGGAAAUGUCACUAGGUGGCGACAAAUGAGCGUCUUACGUGCUAUGAGUGAGUCAGUGAAUCAUUUUGAGUCGUUCAUGACCGAAAUCUACCAAGAGACUUUAUAGUGUUUAAGCAUUAAAAGAACAUAGCAGAUAUAUAAUCUUCCUUCAGUCUGAGCAUUAUUUGUCAUCCAAAAAGACAACAAUAAUAGUCUAAUAAUAGUGAGUUUCAAUAACGUCCUUACCUUCUCCUUUAUUAAAACUUGCAUGGCUACAAAUCUACUCACUUCAGUAUAAGAAUUAUAAACACAAAGCAGAUCUACAGUAUCAUUUUCCUACAGUAGCCUAUUUAAACUGCUGAGCAUGGCUUUUAUCAGAAAAGACCACAAUAAUAGACAAAUAAUAAUAAUUUUGAGUUUCAAUAAUGUUCUUUCAUCAUUGUAAAGCGCAUUUCACGUGAGUUGAGUCGAGGCAUCAACGCUCUGUUCAGUGGCAGCGUCAAGCGCCGCAUUGCCCUCCACAUGACAAGAGUUGCAGGAAGCAUGACAGAGGGGCGAUUUUACGAGUUUGCAUCGUAAAAAAGUGGGAAGUGUCACAAUAAACAUUGAAAACGUAUUUGGAAGAGAGAAAAAAGCUUGCAGUUGCUUUGAUAGCAGAACGUAAUAAAAGGACUUGUUUAUGUUUAGGUCUAAUCAUUUUCUUGGUGAAUUUAAUUAGUUCAAUAACUGGGGUCUCUGAUAUUCGUAAACAAUAAGGUAAUAUUUAAUUAAAAGAAAUUAUGAGACAUUCAAUGUCUCUUCACAAAUUUGGACUGUUUUUAAAUAUUUCUUGUUGCUUAGUACUCUCAAAGACAUUAUUGGUGAAGCAAAAACGUGUGUGGAAAACAGUUUGGUGUAAAGUGGCGUCACUUCACAGACUUCAGUGUAUUCUGCAGUGCUGACGCAAGUCAUGUGAAAGCCCCUUAACCUGUAUAAAUAUCAGUCACUUUUGCACAUUAAUCAUUGCUCUUCACAAUCACAAAUGUGACCAAUUAUGGUUUCAAAAUGGCGAAUUUCUCCUAAAGGUGAGGAGUUUGGAUCCCUGAAAUUAUUAUUUUUUUCAUGCAUUUAUUUAUUUUGUGGAAUUUGAUAAUUUUCCACGGCACACCUGACAAUCUUUCACGGCACAGCGGUUGGGAAGCACUGGUAUAGACUACAUUUAUGAUGUUUAUGCUGCUUUUGUAUUCCUUACAAUUUUACACUUUGUGUUCCACAGGAGAAAUAAACUAAUAGAGGUUUGAAAUGACUUGACGAUGAGUACAUGAUGACAUAAAUUAAUCUAUAGGUGAACUAUUCCUUUAAUUUAAUUACUCUGCUGCUGUCAUUUUAAGUGUUUCUUUUUCUAACACUCCUCUCAGUGUUAGGGCUGUGUUUGGCUAAAGCAAGGGUGCUAGUAAAAUGACAACACAUAGUUUCCUAGCAUCUUGGCUGCUUUAUAUACAAUGAAUUACUUUACCUCACCGCUGGUUAAAGAGAGGCACAGAUGACUGCAGCAUUUGGAAGAGCUCUUGAUCUUUGGGACAGACUGCAGUGCCAGUCUCCACAACACCAGCCAGUGUCUCAAGCAUCAAAGUUUCCUUGCAAAUGUCCAAGCAGGCAAAAAUGUUUAUUCUGCUUCGUCACCUCUUUUAAUGGCUCAUCACUAAAGCUUAAGCCUCUGGUUGAAUUCAUCAACACAAGUGCCAGAUGUUUUAUACAUCAAAUUUCUCGCUCUGUCUCUCUUUUUCUCAGCAAGCUUAUGUCUGUUUUCUCUAUUAAGUGUAAAUGAUAGGUAGUCCUAUUCUCUUCCGUCUGGCCGACAUUAGCUCAGAGGAAUUCACUGUGUUCUUGAAAAAGUAAAUAUGUUAAAAACGGAUCUUGCAUUUUUCAGCACAGUUCUCUGUCAGUGCUGAUCAUUAGGAUUACGCGAUCUCAUUAGUGGAUCAUUGUGGAAAUUCCUUUGCUAAAAACCAUGUUGCAAAACAGCCCUCUACACUGCAAGAAAAUCACUUGCAUAUGUAAGUAAAUUUUGUACUAUGCGACUAAAAUAUGUCUGUUAUUAGCCACUGGCGAGUAAAUAUUAACAUUUCACUCGCCAGUGAUUGAGUUGUGUUGUAUCGAAGUACUGAGACCCUUUUACUGAAUAAAAAGCAAGCGAUUAAGAAGCUGGAUUCAGCCUCGUCUUUCCCUGCAAGCUGUGUCUCAUUAGUACACAGAAAAAUGCAUUUGUGUCUUAUUCAGUUGAACUCCGAGCAUCUCAUGGAACCGCAACGUGGAUGUCAAGUAGAUCAUUUGAGAGCGCGUGAAGAUGAACCACUUUUCAAGUGCUCUGAUGUGUGCACCAUCUACAGAGGCUUGCGCCAAACAUCCACAAAAAUAUAAACACAAGGUAUAAACUUCGUAAUUUAAUAGUGAAUGCAAAGUGCUCCAGUUUCACUUUAAUUUAGCUACCAUGUAAUGGCAAAUGUCUGUAGUCAUUGCGGGUACACUCACGCAGUGUUAAUGACAUGCAGUGACACAGAGAAGGAGAUGCUCACUUCCUCUUUUUCUGUGGAGAUGAUAAAAUGCAAGAAACAGAAUCUCAAAGUCUUCCUUCAUGAGAAAUAGGGGAUCGUGAUUUAAUCGGAGAGCCUUAAAAUAAUGCAUGAAAGUGAAGAAUUUAAGGCAGAAAUAUUUUACUAUUGUGACGAGGAGGAGGGCGGGACUGGUCCGUGACUACGCACGCCCAGGCUCCAAUCGGGCUAAUCAGCUGAGGAGAGGGAUAAAGGCAUCAGGAUGCGGCAGUUCGAGAGAGAGAGAGCCACAUGCAGCUGCCGUGUAUGUGUUUAUGUUUGUGUCGUUUUGUUUAAGUUUUACAUUAAACAUUACUUUGAUGGUUCGUCCAGUUCUCGCCUCCUCUUUUCCCAUUUUAACUCUGUUACAAUAAUAUAAUAUAAUAUGUCAUAAAGGUUGGCUGGGUUAUUAAAAAAAAAAAAAAAAAAAAAGAAACAGGAGGGAUGUACUGUCGUGGAGUCCUCACCAUUAUCAGCCGACCGAAGAGCAGCCGCGGCCAUCUGCCUGGGGACGGAUGCGUCACUGCUGGCCACCGAGGAUCUGAGGCACACUGCCGUCCCCCCAUAGAAAAAAAAAGAAUAGAGAAAAAAAGAAAAAAGAGAGAAAAGAGGGGGAGGAGCAUGACCAUCUGCCCGGGGCCGGAGGACCCGUCCACCAGGGGAGGAGCAAGCUGUCGUCCGCCAGAGGUCGGAGAAUGGCUGAGGGCCGGGCGACAGCGUAUCUGGGUGCCAGAGAACCAGGUAUUUCCUCUCUCUCCUCUCUCUCCCAGAAAGGGGGGUGGGGGGAGGGGAGAUGUACAUCAUGCCGGGGAUUCCCUGGCCUGAGGCAAAGGAGGGAGGAGUGUGACGAGGAAGAGGGCAGGGCCGGGCCGUGACUACGCACACCCGGCCCCCAAUCGGGCUAAUCAGCCGAGGAGAGGGAUAAAGGCAGCCGGAUGCGGCAGUUCGGGGGAGAGAGAGCCACACGCAGCUGCCAUGUUUGUGUCGUUUUGUUUAAGAUUUACAAUAAACAUUACUUUGAUGGUUUGUCCGGUUCUCGCCUCCUCUUUUCCCAUUUUAACUGUUACAAUAAUAUAAUAUAAUACAAUAUAAUAUGUUAUACAGGUUGGCUGGGUUAUAAAAAAAAAACAGCAGUGUGAAAACGUACAAUGGACCAAGACUAAAUCUGAAAAAUAAGAGAGAUAUAUUUUAGUUAUUUAGAAAUAUUUUGACAGUUAAAAUAUUAUUUUAAUAUUUUAAAAUGUAUACUUUUAUAUUUUAAAUUUGAUUGUCAUUCAUACAUUUUAUUAUAUGACCUAAGCCUGAGCAAAGGCUAUUUGCACUAAGUGCAAAUAGUGAUAGAUGCUGUUUACAAUAAGUGCAAAUAGCGAUAGAUGCUAUUUACACUUAGUGCAAAUAGUGACAGAUGCUAUUUUCACUAAGUCUAAAAAGCAACAAAAAGCAUCUUCUUUGCACUAAGUGCAAAUAGUGAUAGAUGCUGUUUACACUAAGUGCAAAUAGCGAUUGAUGCUAUUUGCACUCUAGUGCAAAGUGGCAGAUACUCUUAUGCCCCUGUUUAAGUACUAACAUACAGUAUAGUGGCAUCACUGCAUCAUUUUUAUUGUGUUUAUUUGGAGUCCCACAGACACCCUACACCAACCCCUAACCCUACCUUACACAAAUGAACCCUUUCCAGCCGGAGCGUUCAAAUUUGGGAACAAUUAUUCCCAUGGUUCCUGUCUCAAUAUCUUCGCCAUCCAAUCACCGAUUUUAUUUCUGAAAACUGCCAGAUACUCAUGACAAUAUAAGCUAAAAGCACAUAUGAUUGGUUAAGGGAUUACUGGGCGUGAAUAAUAAAUGUAUCAUCAUCAGCGUCAUCCUCCAUUUGCCUGGGCGGAGCCAGAGAAGAUACGCCGGGAGAUUACCUCCAGUGUUGGACUUACUGCUUCAAAUUGAAAACUGAAGUGAUCUUUCGAGGUAAGACAAGUUAUUUAACAUAUGUUGUCAAUAUUGUCUAUUGAAAGUCAAAACAUUUUAGUUACGAAGCAUUUAUUUGUAGGAGGAACGCUAGUUAUUUCUGAAAAAAAUGACAUGACUGUUCAUCGGACAGGCAACUAGCCUUUAUAUUUAAGCAAAUUAUUGUGAAACUUGCUAAAUAAACAUUAGCUAGCAAUACUAUGUACAUUUUUAGCUAAAUAUCAAUAACUUUUUUGGCCAAUUUUGUCGCUUGUGAAAAAUUCACCUGAAGUAAUAUGAGGCAGAGAGCAGACGCUGUUCAGACCUUUUUUUUUUUGUUUUUUUGCCGCUGUUCAGACCUGCCUUGAAAUUGGCCUGCUAGUUAGAUAAGUUAUCUAGCUUGUUGAUUUUCCCUUGUAAUAAAAAUAAUGGUAGAUACAUAAAUAUUUAAGCCUAUUUGUAAGAUUUAUGUGAGUGUAUCUUUCUGUAAUUUAGCAGAUAGCCUUACCCAUCCAUCACACAGACAUGAUAUUAGAUUGUGUGUAGCUUCCUGUUCACAAGGAAAGUGUGAGAGGGCUGUCUGCAGUUGGACAUUCUGAGAUGGAUAGAGACUAUGGCUCCCUGCUCAGCACCCUCAAGAGGAGGAGACAGCUGACUGCUGAUGAGCUUAGGUUCAUAGCAGAGGAGGACAUGGUUCAUGAGGGCAUGAGCACACAGGAGGAAGAUCUGCUGGACCAAGAACUACUGCAGGAAGACCCAGACCACGAGGAGAUGGAGGAUGAGAUGGAACCUGAUCCCCAGCCAAGACCAUCAAAUGGGUAUAUAUGAAUGUCUGAUCGAUACAUUUUCCACGGAGAUCUCAGAGCUAAAGCAGGAGAUGGUCCAGCCAGCCAGAGAGCCUGAGACAGAGAUCCUACGGGGUGUGGAAGGAGAGGUGAGUGGCCUGUUCCUGCAAUCUUCUGAAUGUGCUGGUGCACCAGGUGUGAGGGACUCUGGGUAUGACUCUCUGCGCAGACGCAUGAGCAUCCUGGACCGACUGAUGCAGACACAUUCUGUAUGGCUGCUGCUGUCACUCGGUGAUGAGGAAGCCAGACGCAUUCUGCAUCCGCAGCCAGCUGGGAGUUUUGUGGUAAGAAGGUCUGCUAAACUGCAGAAAAAGGUGAUUUCCCUGCGGAUGGACAGUGACCCACUGACUGUUCGAGACUUCCCAGUUAAAGAGAGCCAAUAUACCUUUUCCCUGGAGGGAUCAGGAAUCAGCUUUGCAGACCUCUUUCGACUGGUGGCUUUCUGCUGUAUCAGCAGGGAUGUUCUGCCCUUUACCCUGAAGCUCCCUGAGGCCAUCACUGUUGCAAAGACCCCUACAGAUCUGGAGGAGGUGGCUCAGUUAGGAAGAAGUUUCUGGGACUCUGAGAUUUGCAAAAAGAGGAAGUGUUCUGUUUCUUGGGAGACAGUUAAUGAAAGUUCACAACAGAGACCAAAACAGUGGGAUUUUAAGUUCUCCCCAAGAGACAGGGUCCAGGCCAUCCCAAUCACUCGCACCCCUUCCCAGCUUGAAUGCAGUCAGUCCAAUGGAGCACUGUGCUUCAUCAAUCCCCUCUUUCUGCAGACACACCAACCUAACAAGUCUCCCAACAAGCCAGACACAUUAGCAUCCCCAGAUAAAGAGGGCACCUCUCAGCCCCACCACAGUGCCCAGAACAGCACAGAUCACCCGCAGAACAGGGAUAGCCGUGCAAGCAGUACACCAAACAGCUCCAAAACCAGUGUGAGUAGAUCCAAGAGUGAAUCGCACUCCCCGCCACCUCGGCCUCCACCUCCCCGCUUCACCUCCAGCAGAUCACCCUCCCUUCACAAGCAGAAGAGCAUGCCUGAGACAGUCGGCUGGAUCAAAACGCCUCAGGACAAGAGUAGCUUGCUGGGGAGGUUGGGUUCUUCCUUCAGUUCCUUAUCUCCCUCAUCCUCCCCACCCAAAAGGUUCAUCAAACCAAUUCUAGUGCCCUCAUUCCGCAAUAAGAAUUCCUCCAGCCUGCUUGAUGCAGAUGGACUCCGUUGCCAAAUGGCCCUGGAUGACCAGACAAUUGAGGAUGCCAUAUCUUGGAGCCUGGCCAAGCGGUCGAUGAGCAACUCCAAUGCUCUGGAGAACAGCAGCCCCGCAGAUGAGCACAGCUCCACCAGACGAGAGCGUUUGAGUGACAUCAGCAUCUCUACUUCAUCCUCAGACUCUCUUGACUUAACUCAAAGCUUCUCGCUGCCCACGGAGGCCAGUCCAUCCAGAACCAACCGUCCUGCUGGCGACAGCAGCCUGGAGGAGGAAGAAGAGGAAGAGGAUGACGGCAUCAACUUGGAGAGCGACCAGGAGGUGUCACCACCCCUCAACUCUAAGAAACAGAGCAACGCCAGCAUGUUUGUGCUGCCCCGCACACUGAGAGGACAUUUGCGGAAGAUGAGCAGCGUUCUCAACUCUUUGAUGACUCCCGAGAGGAGAGCCAUUCGGAAGAUUGUGGAGCAGUCCAGGGAUAAAGGAACUUACUUUGGCUGCCUGGUGCAAGACUAUGUAAGCUUUUUGCAGGAGAACCGCGGAUGCCACACAUCAGGCUUGGACCUGCUGCAGACUCUCAGGCAGUUCAUGACUCAGAUGAAGUCCUACCUGCUGCAGAGCUCGGAGCUUAACCCCCCCAUUGAGUCCCUCAUCCCGGAGGAUCAGAUUGACCAUGUUAUGGAGAAAGCCAUGCACAAGUGUGUGCUGAAGCCCCUGAAGCCUGUGAUAGAGGCCGCUCUGCAGGACUUCCAGGUGAGCAGCGGGAUGUGGCAGCAGCUAAAGGAGAAUCUGGUGUUGGCCAAAGCCAAGAAGCCCCAAGAGAUGGGAGUGGAUAGAGCCCUGCCCCCUGACCCUGUGGCCAUAGAGAAGAUCCGUCACAAGUUCCACAACAUGUGCAAGAUGUAUUCACCUGAGAAGAAAGUGUCUUUGCUUCUAAGUGUGUGCAAGCUUAUCUACACCAUCAUGGAGAGCAACUCAGGAAGGAUGUAUGGGGCAGAUGAUUUCCUGCCCAUGUUGACAUUUGUGAUGGCCCAGUGUGACAUGCCUCGGCUGGAUGCAGAAAUUCAGUAUAUGAUGGAGCUACUUGAUCCUUCACUGCUUCAUGGAGAAGGAGGCUAUUACCUGACCAGUGCAUAUGGAGCAAUGUCUCUUAUUAAGAACUUCCAGGAGGAUCAGGCAGCUCGUGUGCUGAGCUCUGAGACCCGUAACACACUGCACCAGUGGCACCGCAGACGCACCACCCAGCGUACCACACCAUCUGUGGAUGACUUUCAGAACUACUUGCGGGUGGCACGGCAAGAUGCAAACAAUGGCUGCACAGCCAAAACCCUUCAGGUGCAACCUUACGCCACAACAGAAGAUGUGUGUCAGAUAUGUGCAGACAAGUUUAAAGUUUUGGACCCGGAAAACUACGCCCUGUUCCUCUUGACAGACGAAACGACACAGCAGCUGGCCCCAGACACACACCCACAGAAGAUCAAGGCCGAACUGCACAGCCGCCCACAACCGCAAAUGUUUUACUUUGUGUACCGCCAGAUCCAAAACCUCACUGUCUCUUCGGACCAGCUCAAUGGCAACACUGUGCCUAACUGAGAGAGCAAGCCUGAUUUCCAUCAGGUCCUCUCCAAACUCCGAACACAUCAUUAUUCAUCUCCUUCCUUAGAGACUCUGCUAACGUCUGCAUUGAUUUGAAAAUAUGCAUUUGUUGGAGGGAAGCGGAAAAUGGGUUUAGAGGGAAAUAAGGAAGGAAGGAUGUGUCUGACAGAUGCAGCACUUUUUUUCUGCUCUGUCUUCACUAUUUUCAAAGCGGGAAGUGGCACGCGACCAUCACAAGAGGGUAGCUGUACCUGAGCUGCAAAUGCUACAAUUGAGAAAUGAAUGCAACACAUUCAGAUUAGCAGAAGAUCUGCAAUGUUACCAUGUCUCUUGUGUUUCUGUAAAGCUUUCAUGCACAAUUCACAUGAUGCCAGGUGGUUUAUAUACACUCCGAGGAUUGUGCCCUACAUACUGUACCUCUACUGUCCUGUUUUAUCCUAAGAGAUGGUGGUAUUGUUCAUAUGACUGCUAUCCUAUGCAGAGCGCAACACAUUAUUAACUGGACACAUUAUUGCACAAAGUGAUGAACUUUAGGAAGUUCCUCCAUUUGACAUUUGUCCAGAGCUAUUGAGAAAUGUGGACAUCUCAGUCCCCAAGGACUUCGAGGACAUCCUUAUAUGAACUGAGACUAAUUUUCUAAUGUAAACCGUAUCCAUGAUAUUUUGCAGUUGCUGGUAAACUGCAUUCUUUUUAUAUGUGAUUUAUUGUUAUAGUUUUGCAUGUAUCUAUUUGAUGAUAAGACCAAUUAAAGAACCAGGCAUUGUUGCCAGUGAUGUUUUAUCCUAUUGCUUUUGUAUGAAUUAUGAUCACUCAGUGCUUACAUUCAUUAGUCAGACCAAGUCUUGUUAAAAAGAUUGAGAUUAUUGGGUAAAAUGGUGAGGCUUUGUUCUAAAAUGCUAUACUACUGACAAGCUAGAUUCAGUUUGGGGCUUGUGGUGAUCUGGUUCUCUGAUGUACAGAUUUUUUUUCUGGCUUGCAGGUUUUUAAUACAGAAAAAUGGUUUUGGCAAGCAGGGCUAAAGGAAAGAUCAGUGUGAUGUAAGAAAGAAGAAAGUAGUAGAAAAUAUCAACGGACAGAAAUGAGUUUUUAGUGUCACUGUAAAGUGCUAUCAGGGAAUACCGGGAAGGAUGAGUCACAUGAGGAGAAUACUCAUCUUUUGCCUUCAUAACUAUACUCAUAACCUCAUAACUUACCAAGUAUUUGAUUUUCUACUAAUGUACUUUAGCAUGUUUUGAUGUAAACUCUGGGCAUUUUUUUAAAUUUAGUUAUAAGACACGGGGGUGCUGAAAUGCUCUAACCCAUGUAACGUUGAUAUAGAAACACUAGUCUCACACAAAACUACAUGUUUCAAGUCUUGAGAUGUAUUUUAAAAGUGAUUAUAACAAGAUAUUUUAAGUCUGGUAAGUGUAUAAAUAUUUAUAUGCUAUCUGUGCAGGAAUUUUUCACAGAUCUGAAAGCUUUUUGUGUAUUCAUCAUGGAGUCUUCUAGACUCCACAUUCCUUAAUUCUUCUUUUUUUGUCUUUUUUAAUGUACUCUGUUGUACACAAUAAAUUGA